AUGGAGAAUUACAAGGAAAGGCCUAAAUUGAUUUUUGAGAAGUACACGUGGAGGAUCAACAACUUCUCUAAAUUGAAAUGUGAAGAACAUUACUCCGAGAGUUUUAUACUCAAUGGUUUUCCAUGGUACAUGGUUAGCUGCCUAGUUGGAGGUAUCUUGGGAAUUUAUUUAGAAGCUGAUAAGAAUUGUGCAUAUUUACCAAAGGACUGGAAAAGAACUGAAAAUAUCAGUUUGGCUCUAAUUAACCAGGUUAAUGACCAGAAGACUAUAAGAAAAGGAUCGGAAUGUGAGUUUAGUACAGAUGACCCUUUUAGCAAAUAUUUUAUGUUUUUCAAUGGUUUGGAUGAACCUAGCAGUGGGUUUAUUGUGAAUGAUACUUGUAUCAUUGAAGCUGGGAUUUUUCUGAUCAAGAAUGUGUACGAGAAUGAACUAUAUCAUACUCCACGCAUGUUUGAUAAGAAUGCUAACCCCAAAAAUCCUUUAUUUCAUGAAAUGUUCAUGCGAUCAUUUACAAAUAUAAAUCUGAAUUAUGUUCCACUAUUAGAAAAAGUGAAAGAUAUGGAUAAUGAAGCAUGUAAUUAUUACAAAAAAAUAUGGGAUGAAGUUAAGAUAUUUGGGUUUGAUUUGAGUUGGAUAGAAUCUGAAUUUAAAUCUGCCUCAAAUUUGAAAAGUUAUAUGGAAAAUGCUGCUAAGGUGAGAAAGGCUAAGGUGAUAAUGAAUGAUUUGGAAACUAGAACAGAGAAGCUGAAAGAAGCCGUGAUUGAAACAGAGACAGAACUUGAAAUGGCGAAAAGAGACUUUGAGAGAGCAAAAGAAGGAUUUGAAGAAAGCAAUUUGGAUGAAGGGUCCUUGUUUUGA
This is a messenger RNA of Vigna radiata var. radiata (mung bean), 858 nucleotides long. Its product is annotated as MATH domain and coiled-coil domain-containing protein At3g58360-like. Lineage: Eukaryota; Viridiplantae; Streptophyta; Magnoliopsida; Fabales; Fabaceae. The record is from RefSeq and is a predicted model, not a curated record. The transcript is spliced from 4 exons. Bases 1 to 858 code for a protein of 285 amino acids. Gene Ontology annotation, molecular function: protein binding.